Molecule: messenger RNA, 1885 nt
Organism: Fimicolochytrium jonesii
Lineage: Eukaryota; Fungi; Chytridiomycota; Chytridiomycetes; Spizellomycetales; Powellomycetaceae
Product: Rtr1/RPAP2 family-domain-containing protein
Exons: 6
Coding region: 161-1747 (528 amino acids)
Cellular component (GO): cytoplasm; nucleus
Molecular function (GO): RNA polymerase II CTD heptapeptide repeat phosphatase activity; RNA polymerase core enzyme binding
Source: RefSeq, a predicted model, not a curated record
AGCUUUGUUGUGUCUGACUGUACCAGCGGUCAGGCUGCGUGGACUGUACUGUACAUACAUACAAUAUCCUCCUUUUGUCAAAAGUUCAGUGUUACUGUAACAACAGUAAUACGCUUCGUUGCUGGAGCCCUCCGCAGCUUUUCUUGGCGAAAGUCCAAACAUGCACGCCCCACCAGCACCGAGCCCAUUGUCGGAAAGGGGCGCUGGCCUCCCUGGCAACUCUAGUUCCGGGAAGCUUAAAAGUGGUCUGAAGGGAGACAGGGUGGCCAAGGCACGAACAGUAAACCAAAAGGCUGCUGCACAAUCCGCUGCUUUGAAGGCUGCCUGGGAGAGGAAGAUCUUUGCAGUCCAACGCCGCUUGUUUGAAGGGGCCGUUGCACAACAGCACUUGGCAGCUGCGGCGAAAUACCUAUCCCAGUCCGAUUAUGAUGAUGUGGUCACCGAGAGGGUGGCGGACAAGCUAUGCGGAUACCCGCUUUGCGACAAACCAGUGACAGAGAUCAAAGGCAAAUUCAGGAUAUCGCGCGCCGAGCAGAAAGUCUUUGACAUUACAGACCUUAAAAAGUUUUGUUCAUCCGCUUGCAUGGCUUCCAGCGAUUACUUUCGUGGUCAGCUGUCUGAGGAGCCCGUAUACAUGACGAAUACGAGAAGAACCGCGCCUGUCGAAGUCAUACCGGUGGCGUUCUCAUCAAGUGACGCUGAAAGCAUUGUCGGCAUACCAGCUACUCCGCCAUCUCGAAAUAAGCUCGUGUCUUCAUACGUGCAGCAUCUGUUGGCAGAAGUCACUACGAAGACGAAGGAAACUGUGGUGGUCAGCGAAAGGAAGGUGGAGGAGAUACCCAGCGCUCCGGUGGCGAUAGCGGAUGCCAGUAGCAUCGCCGCAGACAUAGAAGGCUACACAUUUCGCGUGCGAAAGGUUGCGAAGAGGAGAGCGAAAGGAAAGGCUAGUGAUCUAGAGAAGGUGGGACCUUCGACAACCCCAGUUAAAGAGCCGGAACAUGGCAGCAACGUGGCAGGGACGGAAUCUACUCAGCAGAAAUCCGCGGCAGCAUUCCCAGAUCAAACCCAUCCAAUCAUCCCCACGAUAUUAGUGGACGGCGAAAUCCCCGUCGCAACCGCGAAAGGAAAGAUCCGCACACCACGCAAUGGACCAACCGCGCCCCACAGACCUAUACAUCCGACCGUCUUCAAAAGCGAUCGAGUGUUAGAGUCAUUCGCACCAACCGACAACACCAACAGGACAGGGCAGCCUUCUCGAGACCAAACCAGUGCAGCACUGCCACCAGGACAGCGUGGGAGAAAGAAGCUCGACCUAAAGUUAUCCCUCUUUGGCAAAACGGUCACUACCCUCGGACGCAUCAUCACGCGGGAGACGAAAACAUAUGUCGCCUCGACGGACGAGAAGCCGGUGGCAGCUCCGGAGACGGAGGAGACACGCAUACGCAAACAGAUCUUCUGUCAGCGGAUAGUAGCCAUUCUCUCUUUGAUGAGCAGAGAGUACCAAAUAUCGACAAACAUCCACCAAGACCUCUCAGACCUAAUCGCCACCUUAUCCCUCACCGAGGCAACAGUCAUGCUCCCAACACUCGAAGAAUGGGUCCUCGGCGUCAUCUUGCUAAAAGUGCUGUGCAAACGAUCCCCGGUCCUGGCGGGAGAAGUCGACUUUGAUGCGAAAUGGGAGAUGAUGCUGGCGAGGGCGGAUAUUAGCUUGGUGCAGUUUGGGAUCUUUGUUGGGAUGUUUCGGUGAACGGAGCACGUUGCGCGUAUGUAGAUAUGUAGUGAGGCACAGCAUAAACAUUUUUGGAAGGAAGGCGUAGUGGUCGGGGAGGCAUACUUGUACAUCACAUGUGCUCAUAGGGAAGAUUGUAUAAACCAUUUAGGUGUG